AUGGCACUUGCACAACAACUUGGCCUACGUGAACAAUCCACUGAUGAUCAUCAAUUCCAAGAUCCUUAUAAUGAACAAGAAGGAGAAGAAGACACUCUCUCUUUGUGCGAUCUUCCUUUAACAAGCAGUAGUGAUUCAAGCUGGGAUGAGUGUUUCUCCAAUAAAGAUGACCAGAACUCAUCAUUUGGUGAUGAGGGUUUCUUUGAAUUCUUCAGUGAAGACUUCACCGCAUCCACCUAUCCGUCGGCCGAUAAAAUCAUCUUCUGUGGUAAAGUCAUUGGCAGCAAAGAAGAAGAAGAAACAACAGUAAUGGACAGAGAAGAAGCUCAAGGCCAUGAAUUCAGAGCCAAGAUUAAGGGUGGCUGGUUCCACAAGCUAAGAACAACUUCAUCAAGGCAUCAAAUAAGAAGAACCACUACUCAGAAAACAUUUUCAUCACAAGGGUCAAUCAAAAAGGUGUCUGUAAUGUCUUCUCCACUAGUGAAAUCAAAAUGGUACGUUUUCGCGUUCGGAAUGGGAAGGUAUUCGAUGGAGAUGGAGCAGAAAGAUAUCAAGAUGAGACAGAGCCGGAAAGCGCCAGCGACGAUGUUUCAGAUCAUCGAGAAGGGUGAAGCGAUCAAAGGAAAUGGGUUAUGGGGUUUACUUAAGCUUUUGGGGUGCAAGAAAAACCAAAAAACACAGUGA
This is a messenger RNA of Tripterygium wilfordii, 684 nucleotides long. RefSeq lists its product as uncharacterized. The transcript has a single exon. Lineage: Eukaryota; Viridiplantae; Streptophyta; Magnoliopsida; Celastrales; Celastraceae. The record is from RefSeq and is a predicted model, not a curated record. Bases 1 to 684 code for a protein of 227 amino acids.